Molecule: messenger RNA, 1260 nt
Organism: Beta vulgaris subsp. vulgaris (sugar beet)
Lineage: Eukaryota; Viridiplantae; Streptophyta; Magnoliopsida; Caryophyllales; Amaranthaceae
Exons: 9
Coding region: 57-1133 (358 amino acids)
Source: RefSeq, a predicted model, not a curated record
CGAAACAUCUAUUCCAGUAUCAUAUAGCUAUAGAGAAGAGAAAAAGAACUAGUGCGAUGAAAACAUACGUAGGAAUGGAGGUGAUGAUGAUGGUGGGAAUCGUAUUGUUCAUGUCAAUGCAAUUUAUGCCAUCAUCAGCGCAAGAUUCCUCGUUUUGCUGGAACAGGAUCAUGACAUGCCGUCAGGGCGCCCAUACGCCACCCGAAUUCCGGGAAGUAUGCUGUCCAGUGUUCACACAAAUAAUAACCAAUGAAACACCGUGUUUCUGCAGCAUCCAGCCUAAUCUAAAUGCCACCGAUGUCGACGGCAUCUCUAUGCUUCUCUCUCUUUGCAACGUUGGUGCAACUUUUGACACAAUAUGCCCGGGUGGUACUAGUCAAAGCCCACAACAAGCUCCAUCUUCUCCACCACAAUCUGCUCAGUCUCCGACUGCUCUAUCUCCAGGUCCUAAUUCAAGCCCUAGUGUAACUCCCGCGGCCCCAACACCAGGUUCUAGUUUGAGCCCUAGUCCUAGUGGUGCUUCUCCUGCGGCCGAACCAGCAUCAUCAGAGACGUGCUGGGAAGAAAUUGGGCAAUGCCUCACAAAUAAUGUGAAUAGCACAGAGCCACAAUUUGAUACAUCAAGCCCGUCUUUUAAUGUCACCGAAUUCUUUUGCUGUCCUCUCAUUCAAGAAAGUGCAAGAAACGAGAAGCAAUGUUUCUGUACCAUGAACACCGUUAUUACACAAGAUCCCUCCUUAGCACCCAAUGUUACCCAGCUUUUGGGUGCGUGUGGUAUUGCCGAUUCUGUAGCUUCUCUUAACAGCUUUUGCCAAGGUGAAGCUCCAACUCCAAGCCUUGCUCUAACUCCGAGCCUUGCUCCAACAACAAGCCUUGCUCCACCUCCAAGCGUUCUGCCUCCAAACGUAGCUCCAACUACGAUGAUGCCACCUCUAGGUGAAGAAGGGCCAAGCGCUGCUCCAGGCCUUAUGACCCCGCCUCCAGGCUCAGCGGAAAGCCCCAUGGCUUUAGGACCUGUAGCGAAUGGAGAUAACACAGACAGCUUUACACCUGAAGGAAGUGCCGCUAACAAGAUUGCGAUGGCUGGAUCAUUUUCUAGCUUACUUGUUCUCUCAAUAUAUCUACUGUUUUAGUAGAUGGAUCUGCAUAUCUUCUAAUGAUUUUGAUAAAUGUAAUGUACUGAAGAUUCUUGCAUUUUCCCGACAAUAAUAUGACACGGUGUUUUCUGCUUAAAUUUUUGUAUUAUUAUAUCAAGAUUCU